Solea senegalensis (Senegalese sole) is the source of this 3844-nucleotide messenger RNA. It is a transcript of the gene arfgap3, whose product is annotated as ADP-ribosylation factor GTPase activating protein 3. The record is from RefSeq and is a predicted model, not a curated record. Gene Ontology annotation, molecular function: GTPase activator activity. Gene Ontology annotation, biological process: COPI coating of Golgi vesicle. Bases 111 to 1757 code for a protein of 548 amino acids. Lineage: Eukaryota; Metazoa; Chordata; Actinopteri; Pleuronectiformes; Soleidae. The transcript has 15 exons.
CCGGCCAUGAUGUUCCGCCACUGACGUGUCGCACUCGGUUAUUGUUGUCGAAAAACAGCGCAGUUUUCUUCUUCUUGUGCAGCAGCAGCGGCAGCAGCAGCGGGCGGAAAAUGUCGGAGCCGAACAAACACGACAUUUGUGCCAUUUUCAAGCGACUGCGCUCCGUUCCCACGAAUAAGGUUUGCUUUGAUUGUGCAGCCAAAAACCCCAGCUGGGCCAGCAUCACUUAUGGUGUGUUCCUGUGUAUAGACUGCUCAGGGACUCACAGGUCUCUGGGGGUGCACCUGAGCUUCAUCAGGUCUACUGAGCUGGACUUUAAUUGGUCCUGGUUCCAGCUAAGAUGUAUGCAAGUGGGAGGCAAUGCCAGUGCGAUUGCUUUCUUCAGUCAACACGGCUGCACAGCCAGCGCUGCCAACACCAAAUACAACAGCAGGACGGCUCAGCAGUACAGAGACAAGCUGAGGACUUUAGCGACACAAGCCACCAGACGACAUGGCACAGAGCUGUGGCUCGACAGUCAGGCUCCUCUGUCUCCAACAUCACCAGAAGACAAGCAUGUGGACUUCUUUAGUCUGCAUUCACAGGGAGAGCCUGAAACUUUGGACAUGUCCAAGAUGAGUCUGAGCUCCUUCACAACAGAGCAGAGUUCAACCCAGGAAAAAGACGAAGACAGAAACGGUAAUUCAGAGGACGGUCCAAGUGUGGAAAUGCUGAGUGUUUCCCCAAAAGCAAAUCCAGAGCCGCUCUCUCUCCUCAAGAAGAAGCCAGCUGCUGCCAAGAAAACAUUGGCCUCUAAGAAAGGAGGUCUGGGCGCUCAGAAGGUCAGCAGCAAGAGUUUCUCAGAGCUGGAGAAGAAAGCUCAAGCUGCCGACAAGCUGAGAGAGAAGGAGGAGACCAGCGCCGCGGCCAAGAGGAACAUUCCACCUGACCAAUCCAUUGCUCCGUCGCUGCGACUGGCCUAUAAAGAUCUGGAGGAGCAGAGGAAAAAAGAGGAGGUGAAGCUGAAGGGGUUAGAGGGGAAGAAGAAGGAGCAGGCUGAGAGACUGGGCAUGGGAUUAGGCAUGAGGAGUGCCGUUUCACAUUCUGUCACUUCAGACAUGCACAUGAUCGAGCAGGAGAGUCCUCUGGGGACAAAGAGCAACAGAGGACGACGCUUUGUGGAGGAAGACGAGGACGACGGCUCCUUCACGUCCAGGUCAGACACAGAUCUGCUCCGUGACGACGCCCCUCCUUCACGGGUCCACAUUAAUCCCAGCUUCUCUUUCAGGAGGUUUGAGAAUCAGCCGGAACCUUCAGAGCAUUUUCACUCACGCUGGGAUGAUGGAGGUGAUGCAGGAAACUGGAGCAAGAAACCAGAGGCAGACUUCUACUUGACCUCCACCAUGUCUUCACUUGACGACCGGCCUGCCCGGAGGAAACCAGAACCACUGCCGGUGCUGGAGACGGGAGAAGUUCAGAGGAAGUUUGGAUCUGAUGUCAAAGCAAUCUCUUCUGAUAUGUUCUUUGGAAAACCAGACAACACGGAGUAUGAAGCCAAAACACGACUGGACAGAAUGUCCGGGAACGCAGCGAUAAGUUCUGCAGACCUGUUUGACGAUCCAAAGAAACACAACGCCACUUCGUACCGUCUGACCAACGUCCUGCCCAACGCUCCCGACAUGUCGCAGCUCAGGCUGGGAGUGCGCUCGGUCGCAGGGAAGCUCUCCGUCAUGGCCAGUGGAGUCGUGAACUCAAUUCAGGAUCACUACAGUUCUUGAGUGUCAGGUGGUCGUGUGUGUUUACGCUGGUGUUUACCAGAGUGAGACAGAAGGACAAAGACCACUCGCCGUCCUGGAGACAUUUACAUUUAAGUUGUUGUUGUUGUUUAUCGAUAGAAUGGAGAUGACUGAAGCACAAUAUUUGUUCAUCUUGAAGAAGAAGAAUAUUUGAGUCAAAUGAAGAAGAUUUAGUUUGCAGUGUGUUGCUGGUGCUGGGUUUACAUGUGUAAUGUGUGUGUGUGUGUGUGUGUGCGUGCGUGCGUAGCAGGGUCACAAGGUUCAUGGUGUGAUGAUUUUUUUAAUUGAUGAGGUCAUAAAAAAAAAAUAACCUGGAGAAAAACACACAAUCAUCACACACUCUUUGUCGUGUGUGGCUUUUUUUCUUUAUUCUUGAUCUUGCACAUUCCCGUGUUUAAAAAAAAAAAAAGUGUCCUUUUCUGUCCCUAAAGUGCACUUAAGUUUGCUCUUCCUCACACGGGACCAAACGCUGAUGACGAGGCCUUAAAAAAGAGCCUUUCUGUGUGAAUCAAGGCGAGUCGCUGUGUGUUCCUUGAAACUUGUGAUGAAACACACAUUCUGAGCACAUGUUAAAGUUUAAAAGAUGACUUUGUGGAAAUGCACGAUACUUUCUUUCUUUCUUUCUUUCUUUCUUUCUUUUUCGGCCUAAAACUUGACCAAGGCAUCGAUGCGUUGAGGCCGUCAGUCGUAUCUGACUCUACAAGAAAAAGAAAAGCCUUUUUCUCAAGCUUUUCCACUAUAAAAAGAAAAAAAAACACUAAUCUGGUUAACUUGUUGUUAACUUGUUUUGUUCCUUUGUUAAAAUGAUUUCCUGAGUUAGUGUCACACACCGACUCUUCAGGACAUUUUUUGUCGCUUCUUGUUUUCGUUGUUAGUGCCGCUGUUUCUGUCGAGGUCUAAAUGAUGUAUUUAAAGGGUUACAUACAUGUGUGUAUAUAUACAUGUAUAUAUAUACACAUAUAUAUCUAUAAUAUAAUAAUAAUAAUAGUAAUAAUAUAGAGGUAAAAGAUAUAAAUAAUUUGAACAGUAUUGCUCUUUCUCCCCAGGCCGCUGUGGGUUGCCAGAUAGUUUCCAAAAGAAAUGCUGUUACAGUGAGUUCAUUCAUACAUUCAUAACUGUCUGAUUGAAGGGAAAAGUUUGUGGUCGAUAAGUAAAUUUUUUUUUCCUUUCCAUUUCCUUCAGCCGUUAGCAUUUCUUUUAUUCUUUCUCUUUUUUUUGUCACAUUUUUGAGAGGCGUGGUCUUCUGUUUGGUCACGUGAGAUAAUCCCGGUCUAUAAGCUGCAGUUAGCUGUGUUUGGGUAACUAUUCUGGCAACCCUGGUGUCAAAGUGCUACUGGCUGAGUAAUUGAUCAGUGAACACUCGACGUCUCCUGGAUCUUGGACGACAUAUCAGUCAUUUUAAUGACAUUUCUUACAUAAUGUACCUUGUGAGGCAGUUUCCUCCCACAGUCCAGAUUAGUUGGACGGUGGUUUGUCUCUGUGAUGGACAGGCGACCUGUGUAGCCCCGCCUUUCACACUGUGUCUGCUGGGAUUGGCAACAGCGCCUCCCACAUGUGGAGGAUGAAGCAGGAGAAGAUGGAUGGAUGAAUGAGACAGGACAAAGUGCUGUAGGUGGCGCUGUUGUGUGAUUUGGAUUUUCAAACAUUCAUGUAAACAUUUUGAAACUACGAAGCAGGUGUUUUACAUCCUUCAUGACCAAAUAUUUGUCCUGUCCAUCGCUCUCUGCCUUUGCUCAUAGGCGAUGUUGCGUCUCGUAUGUAAGUGCAUGUGGCAGCUUCUGCUUGAAUGUAAACCGUUUUGCAAUUGAAACUUUCGCCUCCUAACUUGACGACGAGAGUUUUGCUUAUCUUUAUAAGAUUGUUUGCGUCUUCAGCUGUUGAAUAUUGUUAAUUGUUACAGUAAAAGAGUUUUGCAGGGUGUGUAACUCGCAUGGCCGCCUCAGUUACACACCCUGAAUAUGAGUAAUACCUGUAUAAUAGGAAGAAAAUGGUGUCUAGGCCUUUGAAUUAUCCUUUUUUUGACGCUCAAAAUGUAAGAAAGGUGCCAAAAUAAAUGGCCUGUGCUUCAA